ACCGAGCAAGGCCUCCUUAGCAUCGAUGACGACGGCCACAGCGAGCGCACAUUGAGGCAAACGACAGCAACGACAGACGUAGCCAGCAGCCGCCGCCAGUGCUAAUCUGCCAUCCCGUGGAAAGUGAGUGUGCUAGAGAAAGGUGCUGUCCCCGCACCACCAGGUCCGGUCACCAUUUCCCGGCCGUGAUUAGAAAAGUGCCGCGCCACUAACACCAACACCGCGCUGUGUUCGUGUUAUCGACGCAAAUGCUGCUCGUCCGAUACCGCCGUACGCCCGUUGCCUAGCAGCGCUUCGCUGCCCCGCCUUGCCACACAGUUGCUGUGGCGGCACACACUACGGCUCUGUUUACCAUUAGGGACGAUGAUGGCCGACCCGAGCACAUCCUCACUUCCCUAAGUGCGCCAUUUGUUUUGCCGCCGCCGUGUACGCGAAACGCCGCGUACGGAGACGCGCUCGCGUGUGUGUCUACUAGAGUGUUUAGUGGUUUAGCUUACCGUGCAUUUGCGUUUGCUGCGGAAAAUCCGUGAUCCUGUGAAACACCUACACACUCUCGCUAAAAACGAUCAUCUCUAGCGCUGCGAGAGGAUAACCAACGGUGCUGACGGCGCGCCGUGCGCUUGUUUACGCGAAACUGUUUGACGCGCAGUAAGCCCGCUGCAAGCAACAACAACAGCAACAAAAAAGAAGCAAACGGGAGGACGGUGUAUUAGCUAGCGCGCGGGCGCCCCCCUUUUGUGCUUUGCGCAAAUUCGAAAGAAAUACCUGGAGGAGCCACCCCAAGUGAAAGUCUGCGCGCUCUCUGUGUGAUUUGUGAGUGUGUGUGUGUGUGUGUGUGUGAGGGAGUGGAGGAGGCAAGCAACCCGACCGAUCAUCGUGGGAGUGAGUGUGGUAGCAUACCCCCUGAACCCUCCUCCCCUUGCGGCCACCUCCUGCUCAUAGUGUGCAGGAGCCGCGUUCACGUGGCCGACGCAUUUUUUUGGUGUCUGCUGCAAAGUGUUUGACGCGUGCGUUUUUUUUAUUCCGGCGUUCGGGAGCGCAAUGAGCGAGAGCAGGCGGAGGGACAAUGACGCAAGAAGAAGUGCUGCCCCCGCCGCACCGGCUCGAGGCCUGCUGCCGACUGUGCCUGUCCGGCGACGAACCGCGUAGUACCAGCCUGUUCCUGUUCCCGGUGCCGCCGGGCCAUCCGGCUGGGCCGGAGGACCAUUCCCCGCCGUCGCCGUCGUCCGUCACCGAGCAGCGGCUACUCAUCGAGAUGAUACUGGAGUGCACCUCGAUUCAGAUAACCUUGGAGGAGGACUACCCGGCGAAGGUCUGCGAAAAGUGUGUCGAAACGCUAGACAAAUUUUAUCAGUACCGGAGGCGCUGUCUCGCCAACGAUCAGAUACUCCGCCUGGAGCGGUUACGCACGGGAGGCCAGCGGAAGCCGCCCAACAAUAACAAUAACAAUGAGGAGAAGGAGGAGGUGGAGGAGGAGGAGCAUCGGGGGACCGGGACGGCGUCAGCACCACCACCACCAGCCCUGUUGAUGCACCGGCCAUCACCCCCCAUUAGUGAAAGCAGUCACCAGCCACCGCCACAGCAUGCGUCAGCACCGGUCAUGGCAGUGCCAGCGAUUAGGAUUAAGAGUGAACCGCGGGGAGAGGGUGCACAGGAGGAGGAGGAGCAGCAUCCACCGGCGGUGGAAACCGACCCCCAGCCGGCUGCCCUCUGCACGGACGGUGGCGGCAUGUCGUCGAUUUUGCGCAGCAUUUUGCUGCAAACGCGCGAUUCCACUACGAGCCGAUCGUCCCCGAACACGGAACCGGAAUCACCGCGGCAAACGCCCCAACUGCCGCCCCACCCUGUCCCACCGGCGGGGGACAACCAGCAGCAGGCCGAAGAGCACGAAGACGAAGAGCAAGACAUUAAACCCUCGCUUUUGCAGCAGAUGCUGCUGCAGCAACAGAGAGUCUCCUCCCCUGCCAACCGGUCGCCGGCGAAAGCGGCGUCCGACAACAACGAAGGAGGGGGCGCUUUGUCGGGGAACAACUCCACGGGCAGCUGCACGUCCGCCUCUACGUCCUCGCUGCUGAAGCGCAUGUUGCUCGAUGGCAGUGGGACUGCUGGGAGUGCCCCAGCGGAGCAACAAGCACCACCACCGACCUCGGUCUCACCGCUGGAGGGACCCAGCGGUCAGCCACCACACCGCAGCACCUCCACGCAUCAUCUGCGCACCACCAAACACGAACCUCCGAGUGCCACCAACACACCGUCACCGCCCGUCCAGCGAGCGAAGGACGAUGUGCCUACGAACGAAACGCCCCUCGCAUCGCAGCUCCGUUCGAUACUGCUCCAGCACCGGGCACCACCGGACUGGGAGGGGACCACAACACGCACUGCCUCGAUGUCGGACGCUUCCCCGGAGCAGCACCCACCGUCCGCGCAGGAGCGCAGCACAAAUGCAAACAGCGCCGGAGAGAAGCCGGAAGUGUCGUACGUGCGAAGUUUGUUCCUGCGUAACGAUUCCGACUCGGAGAGCGAACCGCCACCGGUCGAGGAUCAGCGCGAGAUGCUGCUGUACGCAAUGUUCCAUGAGCUGCGGACACGCCAACAGCAGCAGCAGCAGCAGCAGCCACAACAUCAACACCAGCAGCAGGCCGGUUUCUCGUCCGACUCCGAUGACGAUUCGGACGAUCUGCCACAGGACUAUCGGCUGCCGAGCGUGCGCCGCCGCAGCACGGACUCGGUCGAAUCGCGGCCCAAGCGGCGCCGGAUGGAGUAUCCCUGUCUGCUGUGCGGGCGAUCGUUCGCCGGCAAGACGAGGCUGGUGCUGCACAUGCGCACCCACAUGAUGCUGGACAGCGGCGGUGCGGAUGGAUCGACGCUUUCGAGCGGAGGCGGAGCGGCCACUAUAUCCCUGCCGGCCGUUUCCCCUGCUGCCAUCGUUGCUGCCGGCGGCGGUGUGUUGCUGCCGAACGGGAGCGGUGGUGGUGCUAGCGAUGUGGAAGAUAUUGCUGGUCGGUUGCUCUCGGCACAGCAGCAACAGCACCACCACCACCACCAUCGACACGAGGAUACCGGCGGCUUUGGCGAGAGCAGCGUCGGCAAUGAGGACGAGAUCGAUGCGCUUGAGCGGCGCUCGUACGCGUGCUACAUCUGCGGUGCGGACCAGAACAACCUGGCGCAGCUGAAGGAGCAUCUGCUGGCGGCGCACCAGGACCGGAUACGAUCGCGCGGCCGCACGCGCGAACGGCAGAAAGCGUCGAUUGCGUGCGAAAUCUGCCAGCGCUCCUUCCGCAGCCAGUUUGCGUACGGCGAGCAUAUGCGCACGCACACCGGGGAGCGGCCGUUCCCGUGCGAUCAGUGUGAUAAGCGGUUCCCGCGCCGGUUCCAGCUGCUCGGCCAUCUCUAUAACGUGCACAAGCAGUCCUGGGUGGCGGACGAGUCUAAAGCCAAGUUUGCGAAAAAGUAACCCCUCCUUCCUUUUCCACUCCCUGGUAACCGUCCCACCACCACUCCACGUCGCCUUCCGUUCCGUUUCCGGAGCGUUGUGUGUGUGUGUGUUUGUGUUUGUUGCGGUCUUGUGAGCAAAAACAAACAGCCAAACAAGCAAAACUACAACACAGAAAACGAAUUUUUACUAUGCCUUAGCAGUUUUAGGACAGAUUAUUAUUUUGUUUCUCCUUGUCUAGUUAGUGCUGUAGAUGUUAGGCAGAUGUCCGAGACAUGUGCUUUGUUUUGUUCUUAGUCGUAAUUGUUGCUAGUUAUACAGAAGGAAAAUAUACUUAUACACGUAAUAUUUUUAACAAA
Messenger RNA from Anopheles gambiae (African malaria mosquito), 3792 nucleotides. RefSeq names its product mediator of RNA polymerase II transcription subunit 13. The transcript has 2 exons. Gene Ontology annotation, biological process: regulation of transcription by RNA polymerase II. Gene Ontology annotation, cellular component: nucleus. NCBI's taxonomy places the organism in Eukaryota, Metazoa, Arthropoda, Insecta, Diptera, Culicidae. The coding region runs from base 1067 to 3454 and encodes 795 amino acids. The record is from RefSeq and is a predicted model, not a curated record. Gene Ontology annotation, molecular function: RNA polymerase II cis-regulatory region sequence-specific DNA binding; DNA-binding transcription factor activity, RNA polymerase II-specific; zinc ion binding.